AUGGCAACUCCUGCAAGAAAGAGACUAAUGUGGGACUUCAAGAGACUGCAGAAAGACCCACCCGUUGGGAUAAGUGGAGCUCCACAAGAUUACAAUAUCAUGCAUUGGAAUGCUCUCAUCUUUGGACCUGACGACAGUCCAUGGGAUGGAGGUACUUUCAAGUUGACUAUUCAGUUCACCGAGGACUAUCCAAACAAACUUCCAGUAGUCCGGUUUGUUUCAAGGAUGUUUCAUCCAAACAUUUACGCUGAUGGAAGCAUUUGCUUGGAUAUCUUACAAAACCAAUGGAGCCCAAUAUACGACGUUGCUGCAAUUCUCACGUCGAUACAGUCUCUGCUUUGUGACCCAAACCCUAAUUCGCCAGCAAACUCGGAGGCUGCAAGGUUGUUCAGUGAGAACAAGCGAGAGUAUAACAGGAAAGUAAUGGAGGUCGUGGAGCAAGAGCUAUCGGGGAUUUCCAUACGAAUGUCUCAGCUCAAUAUUGCUAUGAAGAAGAAUUCGAUGAGGAAGAACAAGAAAUUGGUAGUAAAUAUCGCUCCAAAAAACGAAGCUCUUGCUUCAAGGUCGGUGGAAGCUGACCAUGAUCUCGGUUCCUCAAGAGAUGAGGAUCAAAGCAAAAUUGAAUCAUCAGAGAGACGAAGAGACGUGUUUCACAAGGUUGAGGUUGGUACAGGUUUAUCAGGCGCAUUAAAGCGUCUCAGAGAGCAAGGAACUUUCAAGGAGAAGAAAGGCAAGCUUGUUGUAGGAGGUGUUACGGACAAUUAUGGAGAUGACAGAUUCAGAGAUGCUUUUAAGGACAUUCGGAUUGAGAGAGUGGAUGAGCAUGGCAGGAUGUUGACUGAGAGAAGCGUUUCGGUUACUGUGUCACGGAUUCCAUGGGAAGAAACCUGGGAAGAGGAAGGUAGAAAACGGAAUAGGAAACACCAAGAUCAGUCGAAGCAGAUGGAAUCUUCAGAAAGAGCUGUGGAAAAAUGA
This is a messenger RNA of Microthlaspi erraticum, 975 nucleotides long. The record is from the annotation of a GenBank genome assembly. NCBI's taxonomy places the organism in Eukaryota, Viridiplantae, Streptophyta, Magnoliopsida, Brassicales, Brassicaceae.